CUUCGACAAAUCGCGAGUACUUUGUGGCUUUUUUCUCAUAUGGGAUCUGCCUCCAAGAGUGGUGAGGGUAUCGGGAGCGGAACUGCAGGGGGGCAGGUUUCUCUGGUGCUGCCUCGGCUUGGGGUGCAGAGGCUCUGCUGUAGCACAACAAGCUCUUCCCCCACGGCAGCUCAGGCGCCUUGAUAUGCGGAGAAAAUUGCAGCAUGGGGGGCCGCGUCGUAGCUCUAACGAAGGCAUUACUGACGGGAACACACUUGGUCAAUAUCACAAGCGUGGCGCCUUUUGCUCAGUAGCGAUGGUAGGUCAUCGGGAUAGUGAGCCAACACCAUGAAGGUUCCCCAAAGAGUUGCCCAUUUGUCUGCCGUUAACACAUUUGUCGUUGCCUAUUGUCUUUCUGUUUCUCGUCUUAAGGCGUAAAAUUUUCAAGAAAGGAAACGCAGAUACCUCUGUGACGAAAAGGGAUGGGGCCAUGCUCUAGCUUUCUCUUUUUCUUACAAUUUAGUCUGGCGUGGCGUUUUUUGUCGAUGCGAUGCACCCCGACUUUCUAUUGCCCAAAGCGGCGCUAUGCAGAAGCAGUUCGCGCAGGCAGCGCCACCCCCGAAUCCAAGACACAAACGCAAAAAGCAUCUGAAAGCCGACCGAUCCCGACGACAACAGCAGGCGCACAUGCUAUCAAGACAUACCCGCAAGAUGCCAGGCCCAAGCAUCAAAAGCCGAGGCCCCGAUGCACGGCUGCCCAGGUACUUCAAAACAUAGGACACAGGGAUGCCACAGGUCCAGCCAGGCGGACUCUGCAGCUUACAGGUAGUUUAGGAAACCGUUACGAUUUCUUUUUUGGUUAUUUUGAUAAGACAAAUUUCGCACCCGAUGGCACCCGUGUGCUGGUCUCACGAACGAGAGUUAGCGCCCGAAUUGACAAUGCGGAAGCGUCUGGUUGGUACCAAGGUUGUCGCGAUAAUAGAAAGCCAUUUCCUGUGCUCGAAAUCGGGUUCAUCGACUUCUGUGAACAGAGGGACACUGUGGGUUUCCCUUUCCACAAAAUAGGAGAAACAACAGCAUGGAAUGUGCACCAAGGUGCACAGGCGCAAUGGGUUGGCGAAGAUAUUAUCUUCAACACACGGACAGGCAAUAGUGAUUUCUUUCAAGCUGUACGGUUCUGGUAAUUGGUAACCUGAGUUUAAUCCUAAGUAUUUUCUUCUUAUUUUCUUUAGGAUCAAACUCAGGUUACGUAAUACCGGAACCAUUCACAAGCAAGGGUCGCCGCGCUGAGUGGGAAAGUGUUAAAAGAGUAUGCUGCACCCAUCUACUCACUCUCCCAUGAUGGAGCUUUGGCAGCUGUGCUGAACUACACACACCUAAAUAUCUGCUCCCAAUACGGGUACGCUAGCGAGAAUCUCGGAAAUUUUUGCUCCACUGCAGCCCACCUCAUUGCAGAGGAUUCCUCGCAGUUCCUCGCGGUACUGGAUCUCGCUAGUGGACAAGUUUCCAAACUAAUCUCUGUGAGUGACGUGGCAGCUUUCUUGGUGGGCGAGGGAGUUCUGCGGCGUCACAAGAGGAGCUGGUAUCGGUAUAUCAACCACGCCCAGUGGAGCCGGGACUCUACGGAGCUGAUCUUUCUUUACCGCGAGCAGCAUGGGAAGACCCUUGAUGACCGGUUCACAUAUGGCGUAACGAUCAAUAUCCACACCAAGAAAAUGCAUCUCGUAUCAAAGUCAGGCAAAGAUGGCUGUGUCUCGCACCAUGAUUACGGCUAUAGCAACACGCUACUGUGUGUUAACAACCGGUAUUGGGAAUAUAAAGAGCACAAGUUGCACACCGUCCACGCUGACCCACUUACGCGUGUCAACGGGCACCCCACUUUUUCAAAUUUCGACGUGCCAGGCCCAGGAAGAUUUAUCUUGUCAGACACCUACCCGAAGCCCUUUCUGGGCGCCCGUGCUGGUACUACCGAAGAUGGGCCCCUGAGCAGAGCGAUUUCUCGGAAGCAACGUAUGCAGCACCUCUAUAUAUUCGAUCGGCGAGCGUCGCAGGCGCGGCUAAUCGCCUGGCUCCCAGCUGGCUACUCCGACCUUCACCCUCGGUGGGAUAGGGUGGGUAGUCUUGUGACAGUUGACAGUGGCAAUGACAGGCGCAGGCACCUUUAUUCUGUCUUUGUCGAAGAUAUUCUUAGCGACUUUCGGGCCGGCAAAGUGAGCACAAACAGGAAUCAGUCCUAUUCCCUCGAUAACAACGGCGGGCUCUCUCUGUCAAUGCCAUCUCGGCUGGCUCAGUGAAAUACUCUCGACCAUUCAGGGUGGCUCUUCUAGUGCCUAGCCGCGUGCUGGAGUGGUGUUCGACAUGGUAGGCCCCGUCCAUCAGGUCAACAGAGUGACCGCGCUGGGAGAGAAGCGCCGACGACCGCGGCUGGGGCUUUUGGUAGUGUCUGCGCCCUAUCACCAUGAAGGAGGUGGCAGUCACUUGGGCAUAAGGAUAAGGCGGCCCCCUUCAGUUGCGUGGUGACAUUCAGGGCCUUGCCCGUCUGUCGGUGGUGUGUGUGCGUGCAGUCGAUUGCAAUCGGGGAGGCUGCUCGGAUUUGGGCGACAGUGACAGAAGGGCGGUCGGCUUAGCUGCUGCACCUGGGAGCCAUUCUGCUAGCCAGUCGGGGCGCCAAGAUGCGGGCCUUACGCGUCAGCAAAAAACGCGCGCUGGGCGUAAGAUGGGGCGCCGCGUGUGACGUGUUCACGCCGUUGGCUGACAGGAUUCCCGAGCGACUGUGACAACACGCUCAGAGUUGUGUGGGCUCUAGUGUGGGGCGUGGGUGUGAUUCGUUCUUCGUGUUGCAUCAGAUGGGCUGGUCAUUGGUGCUUGGCGCACAACUUCACCCAUGGCGCAGCAUUGCCCACAGAGCUGGGCUGCUAGCGUGUCUCGGUCUUGUUCGUUGUGGAGAGCGCGCACCACAGAGGAACAGGCAGGGGCUUUCAUGGUUCUGCAAGUAGUUAGAGGGCAGAAGAUGUGUGCCAAGCCGAAGAACAACACAAGAAGGUGGAAGAAGUAGAGCCGCGGACAGUAUGAAGACCAGCGAUCUGCCGCAGCCCGUUGGGCACGAGAAGAAGGGGCAAAGAAUUAGAAGCCGACGCGCACUAGGAGGGCCAAAAGCUUGAAGCGCUGAAACCCCUCCAGCCUCAGUGUUCUUGACAGUCUGAAAAGGGAAAAAAGUUUAGGAAUUCUAGAACACCUUCUAGCAGGUCUUCAAUUUUCCG
Amoebophrya sp. A25 is the source of this 3239-nucleotide messenger RNA. The record is from the annotation of a GenBank genome assembly. NCBI's taxonomy places the organism in Eukaryota, Dinophyceae, Syndiniales, Amoebophryaceae.